AUGGCCGAAGAGACCCAAGUCCUGUCCAUCCAGGACCGCAUCAGGGCCCUGAAACAGGCACAAAGCCAAACCCAAAGCACCGAUGCUGAGGGGACAUCGCCGUUCCUGGGAUCACAGCCAACCGCAUUCGCCCUCCGUCCAGCGUCAUCGCAUUCGAACGGUGUCAGCACUCCCCCUCCCCCUUAUAGCAGCCAGCCGCCGCCACCACCGGUUGGAAGAAAAUCCCCGGCCCUCAAUAAUGUCCCGCCGCGGCCAGCGCCUCGGUCAGUUUCGACGGGCGGCGUCUCGACUACGCCAGACUCCAGGCAACAGCCAAAAAAGCCCCCACCCCUGCCCGCCCGCAAAAGCUCGAGCCAACAACUUGCCGUGCCGUCGCUGCCACCACGGAGACCGUCGAUCGACUCGAUAGCGUCUGAUGCGUCUCGAUCAACAGCUACCAGCACGGGGAAAUCUACAGGGACGGGGACAGCCACCAGAGCUUCGACGCCUGGGUCGGUGGUGAAAGCUCCGCCAUGGGGUGCUACAGAGCUUCCGCCGUUGCCUGCAAAGCGCCAGAAUACCCAGCCGGCUGUAUCGCCGUCAAAACCGAAACCUACAACUUUGGGGAGCAAUGGGCGUUUGCCGCCACCACGACCGGUACUUCCCCCUCGCCGGUCUUCAGGUGUAUCGACUGUGUCAACGGAGAGUAGCGCCCAGUCACGGCCGACCCCACCACUUCCUCAGAGGCGUGACCCCUCUCCGAACCCGUCAGCCCAGGAGACAAACGGACAAGGGCAGGAAAGACGGCUUCCGCCACCAGCUCCGUCUGGAGCGGCGUUGGACAAGAUUCGGAUUACGGGCUUUGGAGGACUGACUAAAAGAGCAACUGGGGCUGCCGAAGCGCCUGCCUCGGUCGGUGCACCACCGCCAGUGCCGACGGGAUCUCGCCCAGAUCUUUCUGCGAUCCAGGCGACCAAGCCGCGCGUUGCGGUAUCAAACGCGGUCCCCGCGGCCGCCGCCCCAGUAGCAGCGUGCUUGAAGUGCCGCGACUUCUCCGCACCGGAUGCACAUGCUGCGCUGUAUCCGAGACAGAGUCUUCCGAGCCAAGAUCUUGGAUGGCUAGCCAGAGAACUUACGGCGCCAUUCAUUUCGGCUACGGACAAGGCACGGGUUAUCUUUACGUGGUUGCACCACAACAUCGACUACGAUACGGUGUCGUUCUUCAAUGGUAAUGUAAAGCCGGCUACCCCAGAUAGCACAUUCGCCACGGGACUUGCUGUGUGCGAGGGAUACGCGAAGUUGUUUGCAACACUUGCCGCUCACGCGGGUUUGGAAGCCAAAGUAGUCUCCGGUCAUGGCAAAGGCUUCAGCUACAAUGCUCCAGCGCCUGGCGCAUCACUGCCGGCGUACUCACCCACCGGUCACGCAUGGAACGUGGUCCGAAUCGACAAUGGACAGUGGAAACUCAUUGACCCCUGCUGGGGUGCAGGACACAUCCAAGGCAAGGGGCAGCCCUACGUCCGUAGCUUCAACCCGGCCAUGUUCACCAACACCAACGACGAAUUCGGACUCAAACACUUCCCCAGCGACCGGGCCCAUUUCUACCGUGAUGACGGGCGGCCAGAAAUAACCUGGGAAGAAUAUAUUGUGGGGAAUCCGAACUCACCACUUGGCGCCGCGCAGCCGAUGGUCUGGGGUGACGCAAAGAAGCACAGCAUCGGCGAGCGCUCGUUCCGACCGGCUGCGGCGCAAAUCUCAAUUCGCGACCCUGGCCCGAUGCGCUUCCAGUUUAACCUCAUCUGCGAGCAUUGGUCGCUAGAAAAGCACAGUCGGGCUAAGCCCGGGCUCUUCUUGUUGAUGACCAACGGAUUGGAUGGUCGGGAUGAACAGCGCAUCCCCUUGGUGCAUUGGCGGGGAACAGGGGCCAACGGUGGAGGAGAUGUGUGGUAUAUAGACGUUUUGGAUCCUAGAACGUUGGGCGCGCCCGGACAGAAGGUGCGCCUGGCAGUGCUCACGAAGUUUGGGGAUCGUGAUGCCCGUGGGGUCACGGUGGAGGAGUAUCAGCAGCAGGUUGGGCGAGUGGGGAUGGCGUGGGCGUAUAUCGCAGACUGGGAGCUCGUGGUCUGA
Messenger RNA from Aspergillus mulundensis, 2106 nucleotides. RefSeq lists its product as uncharacterized. The transcript has a single exon. Lineage: Eukaryota; Fungi; Ascomycota; Eurotiomycetes; Eurotiales; Aspergillaceae. The record is from RefSeq and is a predicted model, not a curated record. Bases 1 to 2106 code for a protein of 701 amino acids.